AUGGGCAGCCAGAGGAGAGGUGCCAGGAGCCUGCGGGGCAGGGAGGGGUCAGCCCCCACCAAGUGUGUGGUGGACAAGUGCUUUGACCCUCUGGUCCGAAAGUGCGUGGACUGCAGGCUCCUCCGGACGCCAGAACCCGGACCGGCAGCCGGGCCUGGCAGCCUGGCGCCGGGGACCGCGCUGCAGCCGCAGGAGUCGGUGGGCGCGGGGGCCGCCGCCGAGACCGAGGCCGAGGCCGCGCUGCCUCUGCCCGCGCUGCUCUUCGGCGCCCCCGCCCUGCUGGGGCUGGCGCUGGCCCUGGUUCUGGUGGGCCUGCUGAGCUGGAGGUGGCGGCGGCGGCGGCGGCGGCGCCUGCGCGCGGCGGCUCCCCCGGGGGACCCGGACCCGCACCCGCACGAGCCCCUGGACGAUGUCAUCAUCCAUCCCCCGAAACCCCUCGAUGCCACAGCUCCCGUCUGGCCUCCACCCAGAGAAGACCCAGCCAACACCCCACCUGCCCACAGCGUCCCUGUGCCAGCCACAGAGCUGGGCUCCACUGAGCUGGUGACCACCAAGACUGCUGGCCCUGAGCAACAGUAG
Molecule: messenger RNA, 579 nt
Organism: Puma concolor (puma)
Lineage: Eukaryota; Metazoa; Chordata; Mammalia; Carnivora; Felidae
Gene: TNFRSF13C
Product: TNF receptor superfamily member 13C
Biological process (GO): tumor necrosis factor-mediated signaling pathway; positive regulation of B cell proliferation; T cell costimulation
Cellular component (GO): external side of plasma membrane
Molecular function (GO): signaling receptor activity
Source: RefSeq, a predicted model, not a curated record